AUGAAUCGAUCGCGCGAUGUCCAGAUCAAUGAAGACGUUGAUUUCGAAGCCCUUGUACAAAACAAACAAUUGCUGAAAGGCCUUGAGCAGGCAGGGUACGCCCGCCCGUCACCUAUUCAACUACAAGCCAUUCCGCUCGGUCGACUCGGUGUUGAUCUUAUUGCACAAGCGAAAUCCGGUACUGGAAAAACGGUCGUGUUUGGUGUCAUUAGUCUGGAAGCUAUUCAAACGGAUAUCAAAACUCCUCAAGUUCUUAUGGUGGCGCCAACACGCGAAAUAGCCAUACAGAUACGAGACGUUGUUCGGAACCUGGCCAAAUAUACACCUGGUGUCCAUUGUGAAGCGUUUAUAGGAGGCAUAGCAACUCACACUGACGUCAAGCGGUUAAAAAACUGUCAAAUUGUUGUUGGCACACCAGGUCGAUUGAUGGCAUUACUGCAUAGCAACUCCUUGAACACAAAUGAUAUCAAGCUUUUCGUCAUGGAUGAGGCAGACAAACUCAUGUCAGACGUCUUCGGACAGCAAGUCCAGUACAUCCAUGGUAAACUUCCAAAAAAGAAACAGACACUAGCAUUUUCUGCAACUUUCACCGAAGAGCUACUCGAAACGUUCCAAAGUCUCAUGUAUGAACCACAAAUUGUACGGCUUACUACAGAUGUUCCGGAACUAGAAGGUAAAUCUAAACAUAUCAUAAGCACAGAUAGGAAGCGACUCAAAAUGUACAAGGCAAAGUUUGAGACGACGGCUGAACUACUGAGCAAAAUCCCAUUUUAUCAGUGCAUGGUUUUCGUCAACAGUGCACCAAGAGCUGUAGAAUUGUCCAAAUGGUUAACCCAAGAAGGAUGGAUGUCAGGGCAUAUUAGCGGUAGUUUGACGCAAGUUCAACGAAUUAGUGUGAUGGAGAAGAUGCGAGAAUUCAAAUUACGAGUUCUCGUAUGCAGUGACCUUAUCGCUCGCGGCAUUGAUAUCGAUCGAGUCAAUUUGGUAAUCAAUAUUGAUUAUCCACGCGAAGCUGAUACGUACAUGCAUCGUGUGGGUCGGACUGGUCGAUUUGGUAAGUUUUAA
Molecule: messenger RNA, 1065 nt
Organism: Zychaea mexicana
Lineage: Eukaryota; Fungi; Mucoromycota; Mucoromycetes; Mucorales; Lichtheimiaceae
Product: P-loop containing nucleoside triphosphate hydrolase protein
Exons: 7
Coding region: 1-1065 (354 amino acids)
Molecular function (GO): ATP binding; nucleic acid binding
Source: RefSeq, a predicted model, not a curated record